Molecule: messenger RNA, 636 nt
Organism: Trichoderma virens Gv29-8
Lineage: Eukaryota; Fungi; Ascomycota; Sordariomycetes; Hypocreales; Hypocreaceae
Exons: 3
Coding region: 1-636 (211 amino acids)
Source: RefSeq, a predicted model, not a curated record
AUGCCUUUUGUCGGCGACGAUGUCCAUCGUGCCACGAAGCGCAAGUGGGAUCACGAUAAAGCCGAAGCCUUCAGAUUAUCGCAUUCCGCCAUCCACGUCUUGAACCAACACGCGACUCCAGAAAGCGGCGAUGCCAUCUCAACACGCAAGACGCUUCCCCCAACAAAGCGAUUCAGACCGAUCCACGACGACGACAAUGUUCACGCCCUCUCUUCACAUCGAAGAACCCCCUCUCGCGAACUAGCACAGGGCAUUCACGGCAAAGGACCUGUCAAAAUUAACGGCAUGGUUCUGAUGCCGUGCCAUGUUUGCCACCGCAGGCCCACCAAGAAAUCCGAUCUCGACUCUUUCGCCAGGUGCCAAUCGUGUCAAGAACAGACGUGCUUUGUCUGCAUGCGCGAGUGCCAGGGCCAGAACUCCAACAAAGGGCCAGUCUUGGAAGAUGAGGAUGUCCUCUCGCGAUCCUUUCACAUGGACGAUGCGGACGAAUGCAUGACGCCACCAAUACCAGACACCAACGAACAGAAAUAUAAUAAUGAUAAUGACUCCAAUGGACGACAGGGCGUGUCCGGCAGCGGAAAGGAAAAGGCAGCUACCAAGCCACGGUUGGAGCAUCGAACAGAAGAAUGUAUCUAG